Molecule: messenger RNA, 2183 nt
Organism: Bufo gargarizans (Asiatic toad)
Lineage: Eukaryota; Metazoa; Chordata; Amphibia; Anura; Bufonidae
Product: palmitoyltransferase ZDHHC3-like
Exons: 9
Coding region: 117-983 (288 amino acids)
Biological process (GO): peptidyl-L-cysteine S-palmitoylation; protein targeting to membrane
Cellular component (GO): Golgi apparatus; endoplasmic reticulum
Molecular function (GO): protein-cysteine S-palmitoyltransferase activity
Source: RefSeq, a predicted model, not a curated record
GUAACAGCUGGUCGCUCCUGUCAAUCACCUGGGCGCGCAGCGCUCCCUGCGGCUCGUGAUUGGAGCAGAGGCCGGCGGGGCGGAGCUUGGCACCCGGAAGUGUCUCCGCGCUGGCUAUGGCGGGCUGUGUGCGGGACCCCUGCGGGCUCCUGUGUAUCCUGCUCACCUACCUGAGCCUGGGCUACGCCGACUACGUCGUCCUGCGGCACAUCCUGCUCCACAGCUUCUCCGGCAGCAUUUGGUGUCCGCUCCACGCGGUCGGCUUCAAUCUGGUGGUCUUCAUUAUGCUGGCCUGUCACACCCGCGCCGUCUUCUCAGACCCAGGAAUGGUCCCUUUACCGGAAACCGCCAUUGACUUUUCAGACUUGCGCUCCAGCACGCCGCGCAAAAGUGACCGGCAGGGUAACGAGGACUGGACCGUGUGCAACCGCUGCGAGACCUACCGCCCCCCGCGGGCUCACCACUGCCGCAUCUGUCACCGCUGUGUGCGGAGGAUGGACCACCACUGCCCCUGGAUAAAUAACUGUGUCGGGGAAUUAAACCAGAAAUAUUUUAUCCAGUUCCUGUUUUACACAGGGCUGACUAGUCUUUAUGCUAUGGGCUUAGUGCUGGCCACUUGGCUCCUGCCAUCCAAGAAGGGAUCAGUGGAGGAUGCAGAGAAGGCGGCCCCUGCUCACAGCCACGUCCAGAUAGUCCACUGCAUCCUCCUCCUCGUGGAGUCCCUGCUGUUCGGCCUCUUUGUCACGGUGAUCUUUUAUGAUCAGAUUGUGUCGAUCAUCACAGACGAGACGCCCAUCGAGCAGCUGAGGAACCGACUCCUGAAGGAUGCAAACAAAGAGGUCCUGCACAGCCGCAAACCAAAGAUGGCGCUGCUGAGGGAGGUGUUCGGCAGAGGGUAUAUGAUCUGCUGGCUCUUCCCAUGUAACACCCCCCCAUCUCCCGGGGGUCCGGCGUACACCUACCUUCCUGACUAUGACGUCUAGGUCUCUCUGGAUGGAGUGUACCCUUUCUCUACAUCUGAGGUUGUGUCCUGGGUUCUGUUGACCGGCGCCGCUGCUCUCCACACUUGGGGUUCAGAAGCUGCACUACGGAUCAUUGUUACAUGUGCUCUGCUGCCCUCCUGUGGUCAGUGUGCAGAAUGCACUGGUGACUUCUUUUAUGACCUCCUGCUGUGGAGUGGAUUUUCUACGUUUUCGGGCCUGACGGACGAUUACUCGCUCAUGCUUUCAUUCUGUAAUGACGACGCUCACCAGUAAGGGGCGCUCAUAUGCACUGGAUUUUUUCUUUUUUAUGUAUGUGUUACUUCAUUUUUCUAAAUGUCCUCUGUUCGGACACAUCUGUGGUCAGGUAGAGUCCAGGCGCCACCUUGUGGUUAUUACAGGUCGGUGCUCUGUGCCUCCUCUAUUCUUUACCCUGCAGCUCUGCUUUUUUUGCCCGUGAGGAGUAAAACAAUAAUUAUGAUCUGAGAGGAGGAGCCUUGUCAAGGGGGUGGGGCCUGGGCAUGAGUUCGUAUGGCAGUGCUAUAAUUAUACGAUGCCCUCCUUGAUGCCAGGCUGCUUGGCCGGGUGUUAUACUCUGUGGUCGCCUCUGUCCCCUUGGCUCUAACGGGUCAUUAGGACCCUCCCCCGGUCUGUUUCUCCGGGUUCAGCCUGCAGGGUCUGAUCUCUGCUGCCCCCUGCAGGCUCAGCGCUGUGGUGCAGUAUUCUCUGCAGUGGCCAGCAGAGGGCGCUCCUUGUGCACUUUCACAAUGCUGUAAGAUUAUCCCUUGUGAGAGCCACGUAACCCGUCUCCUGCGGGAUAGAUGAGGGGCAGGCCAGCCGCGCACUACAACUCCCACCCUCCUCUACCAACCACUACUGCACGUCCAAUAGUCGUCUCUAUAUGUUAUUUAUGAUUGAGGAGUUCAUUGUUAUGGGUGUGGCACCGGGCUCUUAUUGUGCCAGUGCCAUGUGGGGAAUGGCACCGCAUAGCAGAGCUGCUGCAGCGUUGUGACGAUGUGGCAGUGAGGUGUUAUCCCUUAUGUUACUGCAGUAUUACCAGCUUCUACACCAAAGUACCCCCAUCAUCCUCCUCGCUCGCUGUAAGAUAUAUUUAUUGCUGUCGUCUCUUUUUACACUGUACACCAGUAACGCCCCCACUGGAAUUUUUGGGGUGAUGUUAAAUAAAACCAAUGAUCGUCUCUG